Messenger RNA from Penicillium soppii, 435 nucleotides. RefSeq lists its product as uncharacterized. Bases 1 to 435 code for a protein of 144 amino acids. The transcript has 3 exons. Lineage: Eukaryota; Fungi; Ascomycota; Eurotiomycetes; Eurotiales; Aspergillaceae. The record is from RefSeq and is a predicted model, not a curated record.
AUGACCACUCGCAAGAGAAAGCAGGACGCCGAGGAGCUCCAGGCCCUCCCUAGCGACGAGAGCGAAGAGGAAGAAGAAUAUGAAGACUCCGAGCCUGAACUAGCGGAAGGAAGUGACGAUGGUGAAGAAGAAGAGCCCGAGGGCGCAUCCGAGUCAGAUGAAGACGAGGAUGAAGAGGAAGAACCAGCCAAAGACGAAGGCCCGCCGGUAGCCAAGAAACAGAAGACCGCGCCCAUAGUCGAUGACGACGAGGGCGUCGAGGUCGCUGAGACUGAUAAGGACGAUGAGCCUGUCGAGGAAGAAGGCGAGGAAGAGGCAGCUGCUGAUACGGCUAAGAAGAGCGGCCCUGCUGCAGCUGCUGUUAAGGAAAAGGGCGGCGUCGUUCCUAAGGAGUCGGAUCUGUCUGAGAUCGAGGCGGCUGAGGAAGAGGAAUAA